AUGUUGGCUAUUGCCUGGUGUUCUGUUCUGCCGCCCUCGUCGCGCGCGACUUUGAAAUCUCUGCGAUGCCUCUGCAAAAUCCAUGAUGCGCCGCCAAGUAGUUCGCACACGCAGGGCCACGACUUCGAAGUAACCGUGGCCCUGCGUGAGCUAAGUUUCCGUGUAUUCGAUGUUAACGCGCGCGCAAGUAAUCCGCACAUGCAGGGCCAUGAUUUUGAAGCAAUCAUGGCCGUGCGUGAGCUAAGUCUGGACACAUAUGAUGCUAACACACGGGCAAAUUCGCACGUGCCAUGGCACGCUUUUACAAUGGGCUCUUACGCAUGUACGAAACGAAGCACCGGCAGUCAGUUCGCUUUAGCAAGGCCAUGA
Molecule: messenger RNA, 369 nt
Organism: Aspergillus tanneri
Lineage: Eukaryota; Fungi; Ascomycota; Eurotiomycetes; Eurotiales; Aspergillaceae
Exons: 2
Coding region: 1-369 (122 amino acids)
Source: RefSeq, a predicted model, not a curated record